Hippopotamus amphibius kiboko is the source of this 3257-nucleotide messenger RNA. RefSeq names its product vexin (gene VXN). The record is from RefSeq and is a predicted model, not a curated record. Gene Ontology annotation, biological process: neurogenesis; neuron differentiation. The transcript is spliced from 6 exons. Bases 425 to 1036 code for a protein of 203 amino acids. NCBI's taxonomy places the organism in Eukaryota, Metazoa, Chordata, Mammalia, Artiodactyla, Hippopotamidae.
AUUGGUGGUACCAAAAUUCACGUUUCCUUCUCAGUAAAAUCCUCCAGCCACGCUUGGCGUUAACCAGAGUAGGCGAUUUCACUUCACCACCACUUCACAACAGACUUCCAAAUUCACUGCGGCAGACACGGCAAAAUAAAAAUGCUAAAUACAUCCUGGCUGGGAGGGGACUGAAGCCGCCACGCUCAAUCAAAGGUUCGCAAUAAUAGGAUUCAUAAAAGGAAAAAAAAAAAAAAAAAGACAGAUGGGAUUAGAAAAUGUUGCAGUGAAGACUCUGGAAUGAGAUGAGAUCACAGCACCAGCCUGUCUUUUGUGGACCAGCACAAUGAUCCCCGAGCCAGACUGGAUUAGGAAACCUCGCGACUAGGGCUUCAGAGGCAGGCCUCCGGUUCCCAGGCACUUUGGGGGAGAGAAGGCUGAAACGAUGCAUCAGAUUUACAGCUGCAGUGAUGAAAAUAUAGAAGUUUUCACCACCGUGAUUCCUUCCAAGGUGUCCAGUCCAGCCAGAAGAAGAGUCAAAAGCUCUCAACAUCUCUUAACCAAGAAUGUGGUGAUCGAGUCGGACCUCUACCCGCCCCGGCCGCUGGAGCUGCUGCCGCACCGCAGCGACCGCCGCGACGGCGAGGGCCGCAGGUCGGGCCGCUUCCAGAACGCGCGGCUCCAGGGCUCGCACCCCGCCAAGACCCCCGCCAGGCCUGUGGGGAUUUCUGAACCCAAAUCAGCAAAUCUGUGUGGGAAUCGAGCGUAUGGCAAAGCUCUGAUGCCUCCGGUGGCCCGGAUCUCGGUGAAAGCCCCCACCGUCCUGGAGGCAGCAGCCCCGGGCUCGGAGAACGGAGCUGUUCUGACCAGAGGAUCCAGACACCUCAAGAAGAUGGCUGAAGAGUAUCCCACCCUCCCUCAGGGAGCAGAAGCCUCCCUACCACUGACCGGAAGUGCUUCCUGCGGCGUCCCCAGCAUCCUCCGGAAAAUGUGGACCAGGCACAAGAAGAAGUCUGAAUACGUGGGAGCUACCAACAGUGCCUUCGAGGCCGACUAAAGGUGACCCUCCCCAGGUACCCUGCGCUGGCCCAAGUUCAUGCACAAGGGGAGGAAACUUGCAGAUCAGAACUGAGCCACAUUCACCUCUGCUAGUAGCUGGUCCACGUGCAUCACCCUCCAGUACUCACUAGUCGCCCUGGCUUAGGACAUGGGAGAGGAACCUCCCUCAAAGGCGAAAGAGAACUGCUCCUUCUCAGAAUCGAUCAAGCCAUUGGUCUGAAAGUGACUUUGGGAGGUCAUCAAGUUUAUAUCCCUAUGUUUAAGCAAAAUGGCACCAAAAUCAAACUUUCCCAACCCAUCUGAAAGACCUCCAAGGCAGGAAGCAGGCGAUUCCCCAGUCUUCCUUGUGAGUUGUUCUAAUUUCUGGUAUAAAUGUGAGAGUUUGAUGUUUGAGGCACUUGUAAACGAAAUGGUUCUCACUGCUCCUGUUACCAUAUUUAUUUCAUCUUGAUGAGGCACGGUUUUUAGUGACAAAGCGCUAUAUAUAUUUACUUAGUAGUUCUAAUAUUCACUUGAGGGUUCAUCAAGAUCAGUUUUGUUAAUCAUUUGGCAUGAUUGCAUGAAUUCUCUAUUCUUUUACAUGUGAUUUUUCUAUAGAAAAACAUGAUUUAAAAUUUCGAAUGCUAAUAUUUUCUGAAGUGGCAUAGUCUAGUGGAAUUAGUAACACCUUGCUUGGGUAUAAUUAUUUUAACUUUUGAAAGUGCUCUCCCAUCCAUUACCUCUUACAGUCACAAGAUUCCUGUUAAAGAAAGCACAAUUAUUCCCAGACUACAGACGGGGAAGCCAAGGCCUUAAGAGGUUAUGUGACUUGAUGCCAGAUAGUGAAACUAGAUACCAGGUCCUCAACUUCCGCACACAGACUCCUUGCUUUCCUCACUCUAGGAACUGACUUGAGGACGGUUUUGAGGGAUAGCAAUAUGUCUGCAGGGCCAAUAUUUGCAAGAAAGAAUGUGACAACAUUAGUAAAUUAUAUAAAUGAAAUACGCCAUUAUGUAUUAGAUUGAACAAGGGGAAUUUCUUGUUUUUGUAGGUCAAAAACAAUUAUCAAUUUCAUACGAUUCAGCCUGAUAUAUAAUAUUACGCUGUCCUUCUUUUAACGGAAAUGUCUUCAUUAAUUCUAUCAUCAAUAUCAGUAGCCUUAAAAUGAUAAUAGGACAAUGAUAGUUACCGUUUGUUAAAUGCCUACUAUGUGCCAGAUGUGAUGCUGAGCACUUUACACACAUUAUCCUGAUCUUUCUAUCAACUCUGAGUUAGGUGGCCUUCCCCAUUUAAUACACACGGUGUUAAAGCAGUUAAAUGAUUAGUCUGAAGGCACCUAACCCACAUGGGGGUCAGGCUCCAAUGCCUGUGUUAUGUCUACUUCAUACAGAAUAUUCAGAACAUUGGGAGGAACCAAGGCUAGUAAAUAAUUGUCAUCUCAAAGGCUAAACGUAAUUGCUUGGCACAGGCUGUCUAGAGUGCUGUGUGGAGCCAGAAUCUGAGAUCAAGGAGUGCGGUGAUCAAUUGGUAAUGCCUGCCUGUGGAGCAGAUUAGCGAGAUGUGCCUCGCAUAUUUGGCAUCUGUGGCCCCAUCUCUGCCCCCAGGAGGCUGGUUUUCUCAUUCAGAAGCUUAGAUUGAUCCAACCCACUUAACAAAACCAGCGACUCCAUGGUGAAAUUUAGUCUAAGACCAGGUUGGAAAUUGCCAUUUCCUGCCUACAAAGAAGACUUGGGCCACAUCACUGGUCUCGGACGUACCUGCUGUGCACCUGCCGCUGCUCCGUGGCCUCCUGUUGCUCUUCCCUCUCGAAAUUACCUGCUUCCACAUCGCCAGGUGAAACGUAAGAAGACAUGCGUGGUAAGAGGCCUGGGCUUCUGGGCUUCCACCUUGCUGACCUCUGCUUUUCAACCAUGUUUUAGGCUCUGAACACCCAAUGCUCCCAUUGGAACAUAACUUGGAGAUUUGGGCAUCAAGUGCUCUUUCAAUGAGGGCCCCAGUGGACUGUGUAAUAGUCUUACAGUGUUUGGAUGAAGGAGCUCAGAACCAAGGGAGGGAGGAAACAGGUGAUUUACACUGGACCUAUCAGAGUAUUCCCACAACUAUUUAUUUUAACUUAUUUAUUUUAUAACAUGUCUGCUAUUUGUAUGUGGCAGCUGGAGAUCUAUGUAGGAUGGAAUUUAUUUAUUUUUUAAUUUAAAAACUUCAUGAUGCAGUGUUUGCCUCGUACAGAACAUUUUCCU